Messenger RNA from Durusdinium trenchii, 1990 nucleotides. Lineage: Eukaryota; Dinophyceae; Suessiales; Symbiodiniaceae. The record is from the annotation of a GenBank genome assembly.
CUGGUGAGUGCAAGAUAGUUGAUAGUCUCUCAUUGCCACUUCUGGCAGGACAUGAACUCAUGUUCAGCAGUGCGCAAAAGGGAUGGAAUGGACAACAAGCUCUCAUUUGACUUUGCAGAUUUUUGUUUGUUACUGUAUUUUCAUACGACAACAAUGGUGGUUGUUGGGGUCAAGGCUUUGGCCUUAUGCUUUAUACCACUUCCAACCCCGAAGAAUGCGCCCCAUGCCCCCUCUGCAGAUUCAAUUCAAGGGAAGCCACCAAUGUUCCUCGACGACCCGACGUCGUUUUCAGGUUCGGCCUCGGAACUGGGUCUGUCGGCCUUAUCCAUAUGCCACUCGGCUCAAAGUCCUGUCGGCUGGUCCGGCCUGGUGCAACUGGUGCUGUCAGGAGGCCGCCCAUGGCAGAGGAAGAGGCGGCAGAGGUCCCUCCCGAGCCGGUGCCCUCUCUGACCGAGGAGGACAUUCAGACCCGGCUAGGCAUCUUCGAGGAGAUCUUCAAGGGCUAUGACGCACUCGAGGUCAAGCAGAAGUCCAUGGCGGAGCGCCGUGAAAAAGAGGCGCCACCGCCUGCGGACGGUGAAGAAACCGAGCAAGCUCCAGUCGAGAUCACUCCCAACAUUGCCUUGGCCUAUAGCGAGCUCAACUUCCAGGUUGUCGCAAAUCUUGUGGACUUGGUGAAGCAGAAGUGUGGCCCAAUGUACCCAGGGCAAGGUGUUUUCUUAGAUUUUGGCAGCGGCUGUGGGAAGUUGGUCUUAGCAGCGGCGCUGCUGCAUCCCUUCCAGAAGGUCAUCGGCAUUGAAGCGCUUCAAAGCCUCAAUGAGAUCGAAGCUGCUGUUCAGGCGAAGUAUGCAGAGGUGGAGGUCCCUGAAGGCGUUGUGAAGCCAGAGGUGAGCUUUGUGAAAGGCGACUUCGUGUCGGAGUUCGAUGCGGUGCUGGAGCCGAUCGCACCCGAGGCCACCUUUGCGAUUGCAGUGGCCACAACCUUCGGAGACCCCGAGAUGCAGGCGGUCUCGAAGCUCGCACAGAAGAUGCCCCAAGGUGCUUCUUUGUUUCUGGUCACACAGAAGCUGGAGGAAUCACUUGUGGUCGAUGUGAACCGCAAUCCUCGGCAGCGACGCUCCGUGGCGACCAAGAAAGCGCUCGCCCAGCGAGGGGUCGAGCCAACAGGCAUUGAGAUCGAGCUGGAACCAGCUGAAAACGAUCCCAAUGGCUGGAGGUUGAAGGACACGGUGCCCUUGGAAUUGGAGUGGGGUACUACGAACUGUUAUCUCUACAAGAAAUACAGCUAUCCAUAUUGCGAUGUCAACGACAUUUGCAUGGCCACACCGCUGCCAGAAGCAGAGGACCAGACGGUGGUGCCAGCCUUCUACAUGAGUCCAACAACCGUAGUGUACAUGGACGAUUUGGCAGAGAUCGAAAAGGAGGUCUCCAAGACUGCACCAUUUUGUGAGGAAAGCCGGAAAAAGGCUGUGACCAUUUACGAAAAGAAACUUGCGGCUGCAAAGCAGAAAGCGACCGAGAUGCUUUCAGAGGCAGUGGCAGAGGCCUUGGCCUGUGUGCGGAAGGAGAGUGAAGCUUACGCGCAAGACGGAAACGUGCACUACAAGCUGGAAGAGGCUUCAGACACUGCUAAGCUGCUGGAGGCAUUGAUUUCCGGAGAGGGUCUUCCAUCCUCGCCAAAGGUGACAGAAUUCAUGGGUACACAAUGGUUGGCUGCCUGUGGAGAACUCGAUCCUGAAGCUACAGGAGUGGUCCCUGAAGCGCAACUCCCCGCUCUUUGGGGCAAGGUGAAAGCCGGCUUUGCUGAGCACAUCGAAAGAGCACUGAAACAGUUGAAGGACUUUGGAGUUGAAGUUCCAGAAUCUGAACAUCGGCCACAGGAGUCCGUGCCCUGAUCGGGCUCGAGAAAGAUUGACGGCGCAUCUCCAAACAUGGGCAGAUUCGCGCCGGCAAUGAGGUUUCACUACUCCUGAGCAAUGUUCAAAACGGA